AUGUCCAUGCCGGCCGCUCUCGCGGCCACCUUCGCGUCAUGCGGCCCCGGAGGCGGCCACGGAUGGCCAAGAAACCUCGGGGACGACGACGACGGCGAGUUCCGCGGGCGCGCGCCCCGGCCCGCGGCAGGCGGCGUGGGGGCGGUGGUCCGCGGGUUGUGGGCGUGGAUCGCGAGGGGCAGGAGGAGGAAGGCGGCCGUCAUGAGCCGGAGCGGGUCGUCGGUGAAAGAGCAGCAGUACGGGCACGAGGAGUACGCGCAGAACUUCGACGAGGGCGGCGCGGCGGGGGAGCCCGAGAACCUGUCGCGGUCAUUCUCCGCGCGGUACGCCAGGCAAGCGCCGUGGGACGGGGCUCGCCGUCACCGGCGUGGAUGA
Miscanthus lutarioriparius is the source of this 375-nucleotide messenger RNA. NCBI's taxonomy places the organism in Eukaryota, Viridiplantae, Streptophyta, Magnoliopsida, Poales, Poaceae. The record is from the annotation of a GenBank genome assembly.